UCGUGGUUAGUUCCCGCACAUCAGUAUUCCGCCAAGUUCAAUAGUGACAAAAAGGUCGUGAGAGAAUGACACUCGCUUAGUUAAUUCAAUUAAUUGGAAACAAAGAAGAAUCUUUGUUUCAAUUUGUCAAUAGUGGAUCUGAUCCACAUUCCAUAAGCUAUCUUCACUGUCUCUUCACUUACUUCUUUCUUUGUCUUCGUUUCCUUGUCCCUAAGUUAAAACCAGCGCGCAUAACUUUCCGGCUACAUGGCCGGGGUUUUGAACCCGAUGGCUCGUUUCCCGGCGAGUUUUCCUCGCCGUAUAAUCGAGCCAGCAUUUUGCGGCCAAUCUGAGCUCUCUUUCUAUUCUUCUGGUAAGGUUCUACAGAAGAUCAACCAGUUACCUUUGGUGGAGUCAUUGAGCUUAAGCAAAAGACGGAGGAAACUUGUUUUGAAAUCAUCAGCGGUUGCAGAGGAGAGGAAAAUGGCAGAUAAUAGGAUGCUGGUAUUUGUUCCACCUCAUCCAUUAAUCAAGCACUGGGUUUCAAUUCUAAGAAAUGAGCAAACUCCUUGUGCAAUUUUCAGGAGUGCAAUGGCAGAACUUGGGAGACUACUUAUAUAUGAGGCUUCAAGGGAUUGGUUGCCUAUUGUUAGUGGAGAAAUUCAAUCACCAAUGGGUAUUGCAUCUGUUGAAUUUAUUGAUCCAAGGGAGCCUGUGAUAGUAGUUCCAAUUUUGAGGGCUGGUCUUGUUCUAGUAGAGCAUGCAUCAUCUGUAUUGCCCGCAACAAAAACUCAUCAUGUUGGGCUGUACAGAGAUGAGGAGACCCUGCAGCCAAUAAUCUACUUGAACAAGCUGCCUGACAAGGUUCCUGAGGGAUCUCGUGUUCUUGUUGCUGACCCAAUGCUUGCAACAGGUGGGACCAUUGUGAAGACAAUUGACUUGUUAACAGAGCGUGGUGUUGACCACAAGCUAAUAAGAGUGGUUUCAGCUGUAGCAGCCCCUCCUGCUCUCCAGAAGCUAAGUGAGACGUUUCCUGGGCUCCAUGUGUACACAGGAACAAUUGAUCCCACCAUAAAUGAGCAAGGGUUCAUAGUUCCUGGGCUUGGAGAUGCAGGAGACCGCAGUUUUGGUACUUGAUCCAUGUGAUGUGAAUUUUGAAGUUGGUUGUGUGAAUCUAACAGGUACAAAUGGGGAUUGAGGAAUAGAG
Molecule: messenger RNA, 1186 nt
Organism: Amborella trichopoda
Lineage: Eukaryota; Viridiplantae; Streptophyta; Magnoliopsida; Amborellales; Amborellaceae
Source: RefSeq, a predicted model, not a curated record